AUGAAGAUCCUAUCCCCAAUCUGCUACUUGAACAACACUGGCCAUGUCAGCGGCAGUCGGUGGACCCCAGCCGAGAACAAGGCCUUCGAAAACGCUCUCGCCUUUUUCGACGAGAAAACGCCUGACAGGUGGCACAAGGUGGCUGCCAUGGUCCCCACCAAGACCGUGCUCGACAUCAUCAGCCACUACAAGAAACUCGAGUUCGACAUCACCAGCAUCGAGUCAGGCCUCGUCAGAAUCCCCGGAUACUCCGCCACAUCAUCAUCAUCAUCAUCGCAAGAACGCAAAAAAGGCAUCCUGUGGACUGAAGAAGAGCACAAGUUGUUUUUGAUGGGACUGAAAAAGUAUGGGAAAGGAGAUUGGAGGAACAUCUCUCGGAAUUUUGUGGUGACGAGGACUCCGACUCAGGUCGCGAGCCAUGCUCAGAAGUAUUUUAAUCGGCAGCUGUCGCGUGGGAAAGAUAAGAGACGAGCAAGCAUUCACGAUAUUACCACAGUAAACCUCAACGAAAAUCGGAUGGGCUUGUUUCGAGAUGUAUGGUAUUAA
Molecule: messenger RNA, 546 nt
Organism: Striga asiatica
Lineage: Eukaryota; Viridiplantae; Streptophyta; Magnoliopsida; Lamiales; Orobanchaceae
Source: the annotation of a GenBank genome assembly